Gigantopelta aegis is the source of this 536-nucleotide messenger RNA. RefSeq names its product dnaJ homolog subfamily C member 13-like. The transcript is spliced from 5 exons. NCBI's taxonomy places the organism in Eukaryota, Metazoa, Mollusca, Gastropoda, Neomphalida, Peltospiridae. The record is from RefSeq and is a predicted model, not a curated record. The annotation marks the transcript as partial. Gene Ontology annotation, cellular component: endosome membrane. Gene Ontology annotation, biological process: receptor-mediated endocytosis; regulation of early endosome to late endosome transport; endosome organization.
UGGCCAUACAGUGAGUUCAUUAGCAUUGUGCCAAACGUGAAGGCUCCGUCAAACACAGAGUUCCUCAUCACGAUGAAGAAAGGUCAGCGCAAGACCGACAUGAUGAAGUUCUCCACUGACCACCGUGCAGACCUACUCACUGCCGCUCUCAAAUUUAGGGAUCAGUUUGCGGAGCAGAACAACACCACCAGGAGAUUCAAUGCUUACAAAUACCAUUGGUCAGAGAGUCGGGUGCCCGUCGUCUUGGAAGUGGGUCAGGGCUCUGUAAAUCAGAGGGAACCAGCCACCAACAAGUUGCUCACCUCCUAUGAUUACAACAACAUCGAGGGUUUAACACAGAUUUCUGACUAUCCUGGAUCUGUUGCUGUCAUAUACGGAGGGUUUAGUAGACUGCACCUGUUUGCCCUGGAACAGAGAGACGAGUUCAUCAAGUGUGUGAUGGAGGCGGGCGCAGCCUACGUUGGUGUGGCCAUCAAGCAGAGGAAGGAGCCCAUCACCUUCGAUCAGUACCAGCUGAACAGACUCGGCAAAUACAG